Messenger RNA from Coregonus clupeaformis (lake whitefish), 3335 nucleotides. Its product is annotated as BTB/POZ domain-containing adapter for CUL3-mediated RhoA degradation protein 3-like. Gene Ontology annotation, biological process: protein homooligomerization; proteasome-mediated ubiquitin-dependent protein catabolic process; protein ubiquitination. The transcript has 7 exons. The coding region runs from base 1085 to 2026 and encodes 313 amino acids. The record is from RefSeq and is a predicted model, not a curated record. Lineage: Eukaryota; Metazoa; Chordata; Actinopteri; Salmoniformes; Salmonidae. Gene Ontology annotation, molecular function: ubiquitin-protein transferase activity; protein binding. Gene Ontology annotation, cellular component: Cul3-RING ubiquitin ligase complex.
GACGCAUAUGUGGGAGACCCGUUUGAAGUGUCGAUAAAGGUGAAGUAUGCGCUGGGAAAAGUGGUCUAUCAGAGUGACCAGGAGUGGUCUUAUUUUGAUUAAUUCAAUUUCUGAAGAACAGAGGAAGAUUGCUGUGGGUCUCAAAAUAAUCCGGGCAACAGAGGUAUCGUGCUUUCGAUUUCGGAGCAGAGCACCCAUCAAAGGAGUCAUCUCAGUGGUGACGACGGAUGUUCAGGUUAAAAUACCUGAAGAGGAUUCCUGGUGUGGUUGGUGCCCGGCGUCUGACCAGCUGGUGGAAUGGAGAAAAAUAAGUAUGUCGGCCCUGUUGUUUGUUUUUAAAGAGCGACUACCUACGCAAAGAUUGGUUAUGUAAGAUACGCUGUUAGAGCUUUGUAAAAAUGUUUAAGGAUUUGGCCAUGUUUCAAGUGUGUGCAGACGGACGGAGUAUACUGAAGAAUUGUGUGUAGAAGGGUGAUCGGUGGUGCAAUUGUGGUGGGGAUCAUGAUCCCGAGUUCCUGGUGUGCGAUGUAAGGGUGAAGGAGACAGGUGGCAAAAGCUAGAGCCUUCAAUCGAAUCUCCUAUGCGGAGGCAAUUAAAAGAGUUGAGAAAACAAGCGACGUUGGUGGAUGUACCACAGCCUGUAAUAAAUGUUUGUUGCCAGGCCUACCCUGUGUGUUAAAAAGGUGUAUUUUGUGGCGUUCAUUGGCAAAAUUAUAUACUGUAGGGCUCAAGUCUCAAAGAAGUCAAAACAACUGGACAUUAUUGUGGCUGCGGCAGAAUAGUUUUUGGUACUAUUUUAGACUUGCAAGGGGUAGGCUACUGGCGCCGGAAGACGGCCUGCCCUCCCAUUUCAGAUCUGUUUUAUUUUUAACAGAACAUUUGUUUGAUUUAGUUAAUUUUUGUUGGUAGUUUGUUCAGUUUUUUGGGAAUCCUGUUUCCUUCCCGCACAGUAGGUGGCAGGAUGCACACUCAAAUAUGCGAACGCCAAUAUACCAUAGAAGAGGUCAUCCGCUAAACCGGAAGUUUGUGUGUAACACGAUCUAGCCAGCCAACUUUGUGUUUCCAGGCUGACUGACCGGGUCCUAUGGAAGAGAUGUCAGGAGUAAGUGCGGUGAGCUCGGCGUUGCCUGCAGCUACAACCCGUACCACCUCAUUCAAGGGCUCCUGCCCCAGCUCGAAGUAUGUGAAGCUGAACGUGGGUGGGGCGCUCUACUACACCACCAUGCAGACCCUCACCAAGCAGGACACCAUGCUCAAGGCCAUGUUCAGCGGUAGGAUGGAGGUCCUCACAGACAGCGAAGGCUGGAUCCUUAUUGACAGGUGUGGGAAGCACUUUGGGACCAUUCUGAACUACCUGCGUGACAGUGCUGUACCUCUGCCUGAGAUCCGGAGAGAGGUGGAAGAGCUCCUGGCAGAGGCCAAGUACUACCUGGUGCAGGGGCUAGCUGACGAGUGCCAUGCUGCCUUACAGAACAAAGACAUGUAUGAGCCCUUCUGUAAAGUGCCCUUGGUCACUUCCUCAAAGGAAGAACAGAGACUCAUCUCUACCUCCAACAAGCCCACAGUCAAGCUGUUAUACAACAGGAGCAACAACAAGUACUCUUACACAAGCAACUCCGAUGACAACAUGCUGAAAAACAUUGAGCUGUUUGACAAGCUCUCUCUGCGGUUCAACGGCCGUGUGCUCUUCAUCAAGGACGUGAUCGGGGAUGAGAUCUGCUGCUGGUCAUUCUAUGGGCAGGGCCGUAAGAUCGCUGAGGUGUGCUGCACCUCCAUAGUCUACGCCACAGAGAAGAAGCAAACCAAGGUGGAGUUCCCAGAGGCUCGAAUCUAUGAGGAGACACUCAACAUCCUGCUGUAUGAGUCUCAGGACGGGCGUGGUCCAGACAACGCUCUACUGGAGGCUACAGGGGGCGCUGCAGGCCGAUCCCACCACCUGGACGAGGACGAGGAACGGGAACUCAUCGAGAGGGUGCGCCGCAUUCACAUCAAACGCCCUGAUGACCGCACCCACCACCACCAGUAACUAUAAGAGCCAACCAACAUUAUCAGUAUCCGCAGUGACUAUUACCCAUCACUGACAGAACAUGUGCGAUCACACUAUACCCACAGGUAAUCUCACAUCCUUGACAUUGACAACAAGUGACCUCUGUGCUUCUGCACCACAGACACUUGUGAACUCCACUCAUGAGUAGAGCAUUAUUUGGGUGUUACAGUUUGUGCUGCUGUCCCAAAUGGUCGUAUCAGUGUUUUCUAAACCCUCCAUAAGAGCUGUUCUUUUUAUCAGUGGUCAAAGAAGACUUAUUUGACCCCCUGUAUUUCCAUAUGUUUUGUAUGUCUCGUCUUUGUAUGAAUGUAGACGUUACGUGCCCAGUAGAAGAUCUUGUGCCUUAAGUCUGUGGGUUUAAGUGCAGUUUACAAUCUGAUUUACUUUAUUGUGUCACUACAACAUUGCUUGGAAGUUCAUGUAUUGUCACAGGGUAGCAAGUUCAGGUCAAUUGUAUUUCAGUGAUUAUACUAAUACACUGUAACAAUACCUUUAACUACCACCGCAGUUUUAGAGAAAUGUUUUAUGAGAGAAAAAAGAAACCUGCACACUGCUCUUGCUAGUAUCACUGUUCUUUAUUAAGCUUUACGUAUCGGCCUCAAUGCCCUUUGUCAGAGCUUUUGUGAGUGUUUUUAAUUUGCACACUUGUGUAGACAUUGCUCCACCCACAUCCGCUCAAUGCAUCGAAUGGGGUUGGAGUCAAGGAAAAAUAUAUAUUCAUUAGUUUGAAUUGGUGAUGUAUGCAAACUGUAUAACAGCAUUUUAUCAUAUGUUUUAGAAAUUGGGUGCUUCUAUUUUCUGUAUGUACUCAUUUCAUCCAGCAGAGGGUGUUGUGUACAAAGACACUGAAAGAAUGCUAAGUUGUUGAAGUUACCCCUAGACACUGAUCUUGGGUCAGUUUUGUAUUUCCCCCACGAAUGGUUAAGGGUUGGGAAGCUGAUCCUAGAUAUUUGCCUAGGGGAACUUUACCCCGGAGCAAUACAUUACAACCCACCCCUGAAUUGUAAGUGGUGUGAAUACAGCCACCUUUUAUACUGUAGUCAUGGAUGAAUGAUAUUUUGGCAUCCUAAAGAACCUUUGAGAUGCCGGAUGUGUAAUCAAAUGGAUGUCAUUGCUUCCUCUUAAAAUAAUUAUUUGAGGGCGAUGUUACAAGACAACUUGUUUGGAAACCAAGCACUUCCAGACAUCUCAAAGAAUGUCCACAAUUUUACACAAUAAUUUCACAUGUAAAAGUGUAUUUUGCACUGUAUUUAACACAUCUUUCUUACAAUAAAGAUUUUUAAUAAUA